GGUCUCCACGUCAUCUGCCAGAAAGGCCACCUGGGCCAGCACCUCCUGAGACCGGCCUUCAAAGACACGAUGCAUGCUGCUCUGCCGUCCGGAGCACUUAAUGCCUAGAGCCACCAGGGUCACAGUGGCCGCGUCACUGCCUCUGAGCCACGCGGUCAUUCCAACUCAACUGCCCUCGCAUCCUGGCCACAGGCCCCCUGGGAGGCCCAGGAGAUGCCCAAAGGCCUCAUGCCUGCCGUCUCCACUGGGACCUAGCAGCACACAGCCAGCAAAGUGGGUGACCAUGGGGUGGCCACGGCCAGGCCGAGCCAUGGUGGCAAUCAAAGCCUUGCUGGUCUUGUCGGUGCUCCAGGUGCCCGCGCAGGCGGUGGUACGGGCCACGCUGGAAGACAACUCGAGUUCGGUGGACUUCGCGGAUCUGCCGGCGCUGUUCGGCGUCCCCCUGGCCCCCGAGGGCAUACGGGGCUACCUGAUGGAGGUCAAGCCAGCCAACGCAUGCCAUCCCAUCGAGGCCCCGCGACUGGGCAACCGCUCUCUGGGCGCCAUCGCGCUGAUCCGCCGCUACGACUGCGCUUUCGACCUCAAGGUGUUGAACGCCCAGCGCGCCGGCUUCGAAGCAGCCAUCGUGCACAACGUCCACUCCAACGACCUCGUGAGCAUGACCCACGUCUACGAGGACCAGAGGGGCCAGAUCGCCAUCCCCUCGGUGUUCGUGGGUGAGGCCGCCUCGCAGGACCUGCGGGUCAUGGGCUGCGACAAGUCGGCCCACGUGCUGCUCCUGCCCGACGACCCGCCAUGCCACGACCUGGACUGUCACCUCGUGCUGACCGUGUCCUGGGCGCUGGGCUGUACCCUGGUCCUGGUCGGAUCAGCCUUCUUCGUCCUGAACCGCCUGUGGCUCUGGGCCCAGGCCUGCUGCAGCCGCAAACGGCCGGUGAAGACGUCUACCAGCCAGAAGGCCCAGGUCCGCAUGUUCACGCGGCGCAACGACCUGUGUGCCAUCUGCCUGGACGAGUACGAGGAGGGCGACCAACUCAAGAUCCUGCCCUGCUCCCACACCUACCACUGCAAAUGCAUUGACCCCUGGUUCUCCCAAGCCCCCCGGCGCUCCUGCCCCGUGUGCAAACAGUCAGUAGCCGGCACAGAAGAUGGCUUUGACUCCACCACCGACAGCUUCAGGGACGAGGACCCCUCCCUACCGGGCCACCGGCCCCCCAUCUGGGCCAUUCAAGCCCGACUACGCUCCCGGAGGCUGGAGUUGCUGGGCCGCGCCAGUCCCUACUGCCGCUGCAGCACCACAUCCCUGGAGGCAGAGGAUACCACUGUCUCCCCAGCCCCUCCUGAGGCCCCUGGUUGGUAAAGAUCUAGGGCGUGGAGGGGACGCAAUGAGGAAUGUUUCUGCCCUGAAAAGAAUAAAGUGGGUUUGAAAGUGGA
This is a messenger RNA of Nomascus leucogenys (northern white-cheeked gibbon), 1434 nucleotides long. RefSeq names its product zinc and ring finger 4 (gene ZNRF4). The record is from RefSeq and is a predicted model, not a curated record. Gene Ontology annotation, cellular component: nucleoplasm; cytoplasm. NCBI's taxonomy places the organism in Eukaryota, Metazoa, Chordata, Mammalia, Primates, Hylobatidae.